AUGGGCGGCGGACCGGAAGGUUACCGCACGGUAGCAUAUUACGUGAACUGGGCUAUCUACGCCCGCAAGCACCGGCCCCAGGAUUUGCCGGCUGAGAAGUUGACCCAUGUUCUCUAUGCCUUUGCCAACGUCCGCUCAGACACCGGCGAGGUCCAUCUCACCGACACAUGGGCCGACACGGACAUCCACUGGGAAGGUGACAGCUGGAACGAUGCUGGCACCAACCUGUAUGGCUGCUUGAAGCAGCUGAACCUCCUGAAGAAGCGAAACCGCAAUCUGAAGGUUCUCUUGUCAAUUGGCGGAUGGACAUACUCGGCCAAUUUCCGAGGGCCAGCUUCCACGCCAGCUGGCCGAGACACUUUUGCCAAGUCAGCAGUCGCAUUGCUCAAGAACCUCGGCUUCGACGGAUUGGACAUCGACUGGGAAUAUCCCCAGAAUGCCUCCGAGGCUGCCGACUUCGUGGCUCUGCUCCAAGCAUGCCGCUCAGAAAUGGACGCCUACGCCGCCACUCUGCCGAGCAGACCCCAUUUCGAGCUGACAGUAGCCUGUCCGGCCGGCCCGCAAAACUACGAGAAGCUCAACCUCCCUGCCAUGGACAGGCUGCUUGACUUCUGGAACCUGAUGGCCUACGACUACGCAGGCUCGUGGGACGCUGUAGCAGGCCACCAGGCCAACCUGUACAGCUGCCACAGCAACAAGGCGUGCACGCCGUUCAGCACGGAUCACGCCAUCAGGUACUACACCAGUCACGGCGUGGCGCCAAACAAGAUCGUCGUGGGCAUGCCACUGUACGGACGGGCCUUCGAGAACACCGACGGUCUCGGCAAGCCGUACAGUGGCACCGGCGACGGCACCUGGGAGCGCGGCGUGUACGACUACAAGAAGCUGCCGCUACCGGGCUCGCAAGAGCAUCAUGACCAUGAGGCGGGCGCGAGUUUCUGCUAUGAGCCUGGCAAGAAGACCUUGGUGAGCUACGACACGGUUGAUAUGGCGAGGAAGAAGGCGGAUUAUGUGAGGCAUCAGGGAUUAGGAGGAGCAAUGUGGUGGGAGAGCAGCGCUGACAAGGACGGCCCUGAAAGUCUGAUUGGAAAUGUUGUCGAUGCGCUUGGAUGUCAGAAGGCACUCAGAUGGGAAGAGAACUGCUUGGAAUACCCAGAGACGAAGUAUGACAACCUGAAGAAGGGUUUCCCUGACCAGUAG
Molecule: messenger RNA, 1200 nt
Organism: Phaeoacremonium minimum UCRPA7
Lineage: Eukaryota; Fungi; Ascomycota; Sordariomycetes; Togniniales; Togniniaceae
Product: putative glycoside hydrolase family 18 protein
Exons: 1
Coding region: 1-1200 (399 amino acids)
Biological process (GO): carbohydrate metabolic process; chitin catabolic process
Cellular component (GO): extracellular region
Molecular function (GO): chitinase activity; chitin binding
Source: RefSeq, a predicted model, not a curated record